Molecule: messenger RNA, 1859 nt
Organism: Archocentrus centrarchus (flier cichlid)
Lineage: Eukaryota; Metazoa; Chordata; Actinopteri; Cichliformes; Cichlidae
Gene: erich1
Product: glutamate rich 1
Exons: 6
Coding region: 735-1724 (329 amino acids)
Source: RefSeq, a predicted model, not a curated record
UAUUCUCAUCUCGCUCACACCCCGUCCUACAGCUGGCUCGGUGUGCGCACGCCCAAACCGCUGCCGUUACCGCUGCCAAACGCACGGGGAGCUCCAGCCUGAUGGAAACAGUUCCACCUUAAAUGCUUUGGAUAAUUUGGCACUUUGACUCCUUCUCCGAUAACUAGUAAUAAUUUUAAAGGACGUGGAGUCACUGUUUAAUUCAAAUCCUGACUUGUUCCUCUAAAUCUUUUUUUUUUCGUUGAAAUGCGCAUGACUAGUGCAUAUUAUAUUAUAAACGAGGGUGGUUCAUGUGCCGAUUCGAAGAAUAGAUUUACGUAAUCCAGCGAAUAUAUUCACUAAGUGGAUACAGGCAACGUGUUUGUCUGAGGACUGAAUCCAUUUUAAAUUGUACGGAUUUUGAAUGGAAGUUGGCGCAGAGGGAAGCGAGGGCUCCUGGUUUCCUCGGUCUGUGUGUGCUAGCGGGUGAAGUGCGCGGUUCAAGAGUUCCGCGCAUUAUUCUUCUUUAGUGGGCUUAGCUGUGACUCUGAAGCAGCUGGAGCUCUGUGCUGAUCAUAUGCACAGGUGAAUAUGUCUGCGCUUUCACCUGUGCGCGGUGUGCGUGUCGAACUAUCUCAUUUCAAAAGCUACUGUAGCAUGCUAGCUUGUUAACUCGGCUAGCUUGAUAGCUUAAUAACUGCCUGUAGCUUUGAAAUUCGUGUCUUCUUUGCUUCGACUGAGGUGGAUAUGCCGAUAUGGCACAUAGGAAAGAAGUGUUUCAGUCAAAGGUUCUCCAGAAGCUUUACCCUACAACCCUGGAGCAGGUGAAGGAACAGAGCCCAUCACAUACUGUAGAAGCUCUAGCCAAAAAAAAGCAUGUGAAAAGAAAAGCUCCUGGAGAGGACACAGCCUCGGGAGAAGCAGUGAAGAGACAGAGUGCAGCCAGUCCAGGCAGACGGCUGUACACGGUCCUCCCCCCUCCUGCAGACUACGAUAUGCCUUCAGAGGGAUCUGUCUCACUUCCCCAGCUAAAAAGCAUAAAUAGUGUGGAGGAACCAGCUGAGGAGCACAUCCACGAGAGUGACGAAGAACUGGAUGGAGAGCAAGAGGCAGAAGAACAAAAGAGGAGGAGGAGGAGAAGGAAGAAGAAAGCAACCUUUCAUCAAGACUCUGGGAAUGAUGAGGCAACUCCGAGGAGCGAGUCCGGCGCUGGUCAGAGUCAGACACCUGUGGAUGAGGGAGCAGAGCGAAUCAGCAGGAACAAGAAGAGGAAGCUGAAGAAGAAACGUCACAAACAGAAGCUGCUCUCCAUGGGUCUGAUGCCCCGGGCCACUGCGCUGGAGUUCACCUAUCAGAACGAUGGAGAGGAGGAGGACGACAGCAGGAGAGCAGCUGAGGUGUCAGACUUCCUGAGGACAACAAUGGAAAUCUUUUUGUCAGAUUCCUCGUUGCGUGCAGCCACGGCACCUCACCUGUCUGCUACAGUGGAUGACCUUCUGGGCAGCAUAGACCGUGGAUGCAGACCUGACUCAGUCCUGAGGCAGCUGUACACUCUCAAGACAUUUGUUCAGCAAAUUGAUACAGACAAGCUAGAAGAGGCACUGAAGGAGCUGAGCAGCAGCAGCAGCUCCUGUAUGUCUGCAGAGGAAACCGCUGCAGUCGUUACACUGUUCCAAUACUGGAUCACAGACAUUCUGCCCGUGCAGGGAGACGAGGAGACGGCGCUUUCUGCAGCACACCCAUGAGACCGUCAGACACGCAGACGCUACGCAAGAACUAUUCCCACCAAUAUGUCAGGUUUUUUCAUAUACUGCAUUUAAAAUGAUGGACUCAGGUUAAUGUGUGUAAUGUUUUAUUAAAUUUAAAAUAUUUCAGAUUUG